AUGAGCCGCAGAGGCAGCGGCAGCGACGCGCCCUCAUCUUCGUCGGCGGCUCCGCCGCCGCCGCCGCGCCUGUCUGCGGCGGCCCAGAGUGUCCUCCGCCUACUCGCCGCCUGCCCGUCCAGCUCCGGCCUCCGCCAGAUCCACGCGCAGGUCCUCAUCCACGGGCUCUGCCGCAGCACAUGGGUCGCCUCCUCCUUCAUCGGCGCAUGCAACUCCGCCCAACUCCUCCCCUAUGCCCUCUUCUUCUUCUCCCACCUCCCCGACAAGCUCCACGUCUUCGUCUGCAACAGCCUCCUGCGAGCUCUAGCCCACUCCCCCUCUCCCGAGUCGUCCUCCCGGUGCCUCCCCGUCUAUUCCCACCUGCUCAGGGCCUCCGUCCGUCCGAACAACUACACCUUCCCACUGGUCCUCAAGUCCCUAGCCGACCUCCAGCUGCUCGCGCAGGGCCGUUCCAUCCACGCCCACGUCGUCAGGGCCGGCCAUGGCGGCGAUAUAUACGUGCAGAACUCUAUGCUGAAUCUCUACUCCUCCUGCGGGGAGAUGGCGGCGUGCGAGCAGCUGUUCGACGAAAUGCGCAUGAGAGAUGCAGUUUCCUGGACCACCAUCAUCGAGGGGUACCGCAAGGCGGGGCAACUGGACGAGGCGCUGGUCGCCUUCGAGCGGAUGCAGUUCGCCGGCACCGCGCCGAAUCGCGUCACGGUGGUGAACGCGGUGGCGGCGUGCGCCGCGCGCGGCGCGCUCGAGAUGGGCGUCUGGAUUCACGACUACGUGCGGAGGCGAGGGUGGGAGCUGGACGUCGUCAUGGGCACCUCCCUGGUCGACAUGUACGGGAAAUGCGGGAGAGCAGAGGACUCUCUGGUCGUCUUCUCCGCCAUGUCCGAGAGGAACGUCUACACCUGGAAUUCCCUCAUCCGGGGGCUCGCGCUGGCCAAAAGCAGCGAGGAGGCCCUACGGUGGUUCUCUAAGAUGGAGAAGGAAGGGAUUCAGGCCGACGCAGUCACCCUCAUCGUGGCGCUGUCGGCGUGCAGCCACGCGGGGCUCGUCGGCGCCGGUCGUGAGCUCUUCCGCAAGCUGCUCGGCGGGUCGUUCGGCUUCUCGGCCGGCGUCAAGCACUACGGCUGCAUGAUCGACCUCCUGGGCCGCGCGGGGCUUCUCGACGAGGCGGUGGAGGUGAUUGAGCAGAUGCCCUUCAAGACGAAUCCGGUGGUCUACGGGUCUCUGCUGAGCGCUUGCAGAGCCCGCGGGGACGCCGUGCUGAGCUCGCUCGCGGCGGAGAAGCUCGUCGAGCUGGACCCCGAGAACACCGCCUAUCGGAUCCUUCUGUCCAACUCGUACGCCGCGUUAGGAAGAUGGGGCGAAGCCGAGGAGGUCAGGAGGCUGAUGAGGGAGAAACAGCUUGGAAAGGUCCAGUCAUGGGCUGCGGGCUCCCUCGUACAUACAUCUAAACCUCCCGCGGAUCCCACAAUGGUCUCCUGA
Spirodela intermedia is the source of this 1476-nucleotide messenger RNA. The record is from the annotation of a GenBank genome assembly. NCBI's taxonomy places the organism in Eukaryota, Viridiplantae, Streptophyta, Magnoliopsida, Alismatales, Araceae.